Pelobates cultripes (western spadefoot toad) is the source of this 384-nucleotide messenger RNA. The record is from the annotation of a GenBank genome assembly. Lineage: Eukaryota; Metazoa; Chordata; Amphibia; Anura; Pelobatidae.
AUGGCGCCGACCUCACCAGGCUCCACAAUAUCGGUGGUAGAAUCUACACCAGACCAAGAGGGGCUGUUAACCUCUCCAACCCCAGACUUGUACACGCUCUUUGCCUCCCUGCCUAAGAAAGAAGACUUCCAAAAGCUGGUAGAAGAGGUGAAAGGCACGUUACAGACCGAAAUCGCAUCGGUCUGCACCUCGAUGACAUCUCUGGAAGCAAGAAUCAGCUCCCUGGAGGAGAGAGACUCCUGUGCAGUAGGCCCAAACCCAUCCGCUAUCCAACAACACGCAGCACAGAUUGCAGAUAUGCGACUACAUAUCGAAGACUUCGACAACAGAAGCAGAAGACAUAACAUACGGGUGCGGGGUCUACGGGAAACCCCAGAUCAGUAG